AUGGCGCAAGAUCCGGUUGUUAUUGUCACAGGUGGAGUGGCUGGUAUCGGUGCCGCAAUUGUCGACCAGCUCCUGCGAGAGAAUGCCAGACUUGUGGUGGUUGAUCUGGCUGAGGAGCCGUUGAGGCAACGACAGGCAACGCUUGGAAAGGACAAGUUCCAGUACGUGAUCGGCGAUGUGAGUAACGAUCAAGUCAAUUCGCAGGCUGUGGAACUCGCCAUCAAGACUUGGGCAAAGAUUGAUGCCGUUGCCCUCAACGCUGGGAUUAUGGCACCAAUUCAGCGAAUAUGCGACAUGGCAUCGACAGAAGUGACAAAGAUCUUCAAUGUCAAUGUUGUAGCUCAUGUAUCCAUGCUUUCGGCGGCAAUCCCGCAUUUGAGAAAAUCCAAAGGGAGAGUCAUCUUUACGUCGUCAGAUGCUGGCGAGCAGCUGCGCUGGAAGGCCUGGGGGGCCUAUGGAGCUUCGAAAGCAGCGGUCAACUUUUUUGCCCAGGCAUUGACUUUGGAGGAGCCUGAUAUCACAGCCAUCGCUGUAUAUCCUGGUAUCGUAAAUACACCCCUUGUCAACAAACUGAUCCGCGGAGAAUGUGAGUACGAUCCGAAAUUCUCUGCAGCGUCUAGAGACGCUUUGGCUGACGAAAUAGUUCCGGGAAUGACUGCCGACGAGUUGGAGGAGUACAUAGCGUAUCUACGCCCUAGACUGGUAGAGCCUCACCAGCCGGGAUCUGUGAUAGCAAAGCUUGCUGUAAAGGCGUCACCUGACUUGAGGGGCAAAAUCGCUUUCUGGGACGACGUCAUGUUUAAUAUGGAUUGA
This is a messenger RNA of Fonsecaea monophora, 813 nucleotides long. RefSeq lists its product as hypothetical. NCBI's taxonomy places the organism in Eukaryota, Fungi, Ascomycota, Eurotiomycetes, Chaetothyriales, Herpotrichiellaceae. Gene Ontology annotation, cellular component: intracellular anatomical structure. The transcript is spliced from 2 exons. Bases 1 to 813 code for a protein of 270 amino acids. Gene Ontology annotation, molecular function: oxidoreductase activity, acting on NAD(P)H, oxygen as acceptor. The record is from RefSeq and is a predicted model, not a curated record.